Biomphalaria glabrata is the source of this 2545-nucleotide messenger RNA. Its product is annotated as beta-1,3-galactosyltransferase 1-like. The transcript has 2 exons. Gene Ontology annotation, molecular function: hexosyltransferase activity. The record is from RefSeq and is a predicted model, not a curated record. The coding region runs from base 600 to 1730 and encodes 376 amino acids. Gene Ontology annotation, cellular component: membrane. NCBI's taxonomy places the organism in Eukaryota, Metazoa, Mollusca, Gastropoda, Planorbidae.
GUCAUAGUGUGUUUUUUUCCCCUUAUGUUUCUCAAAAGACUGCCAGUGACUCCACAGCGUGGCAGUUUGUUGCUAGUGAGGCAGGCGACAACAUUCUCAUUUCAUUAAUAAGGAUUAUUAUAAUUUAGUUCAAACGUUACAUGAUAUUUUUUUCCAUCUACUCAUCAAACCGCUAUUAUUGAAUGAACUACAAUACUUUUUAUGGCUUUAUAAAUUCGAUUUUAUUGACUAAAAAUAACACGAUUGCCUUAUUAUUUAAAGCUAGACAUAGAUCUAGAUCUACAUUGUUGCCAAUUAGGUUUGGCUCUAGAACACAUAUUUCUGGCAGUGAAUUGUUCAGCCACUCUCUCCCAAUUGUUGUAGUUUAAACAAGGACAAUGUUGACCUGCGUUUCUAUUUUAAUUCCUAACAGCUAAGUACGUAGCCCUAUUGUUUGGUUUGUGUUUUAUGGUCGUAAGUUCCUGUCUCAGCUGUGAGUGAAAGACAGCAGUGGAUGUGUUGUACAGUGUUCUUAAAUUACUAGGACAUUUCAGUGUGAUAGGCACUCUGUUUGCUUCAUUUUUCAAGUAGAUCCUCAGAAAUUGUAGCUGUCCAAGAAAAUGUUUGGAAUAAGCUUGAGAAAGACGAGACUGACUUUUAUUAUAGGCGUCAUCUUGAUAGUCAACAUUUUCUGCCUUCUGUCCAUUUCUCUUCAGAAUGUCAUGACAUGGCGCUAUAGCAGUUCCCAGCUGUAUCUCACUGCUAUGAGCCGAGAUGAAAGCAUCUUCAAUACGACACUGAACCCAGCGGUACAGCUGAAGCUUCAGAACAUGAAGAAUGACUUGAACGAUUCCAAAUUUACCAAUGGCGACAUGUUCCCCGCCCAUAGAAUAGGCGGCUACAUCAUGAUCGACCCGGAUCUCUGCCGGAGGUCAGAUGUGCUGGACAUCAUUGUGGUCGUACAUACGGCUCCGGCCAACCUGGCGAGGCGGCAGAGGAUCCGUGACACAUUCGGGAAUGAGGCUAACUUUCUUCCUUUUCACGUCCGGGUUGCAUUUCUGCUGGGUAGGACUGAGAAUCGCACGUUGGAAAGAAUGCUGUGGUUUGAACACGCCACUUACAACGACACCGUCAUGGGCGACUUCCUGGACGACUACCACAACCUCUCUUUGAAAGGGGUCAUGGGAUACCGCUGGGCCAGCCAGUACUGCGUCAAUUCAAAAUUCGUGCUAAAAAUAGACGAUGACGUGAUCAUUAACAUGUAUAAGCUGCUCUACUCUUUCUACAGUCACAUGAGCGGCAAAAGGAAGUCGAUCUUCUGCAACCUGUGGUACAAAAACACCAUGCCCAUACUCCGUACGGGUAAAUGGAAAGUCGAGCCGCACGUCUUCUCCAAGCACAAGACCUACCCUUAUGACUACUGCAGUGGCUUCGUGGUUAUCAUGACAACGGACCUGAUGGGCCCAAUGUACCAGGCGGCAAUGACCACGCCUUUCUUCUGGAUAGACGACGUGUAUCUGUUUGGCAUGCUACCCAACGUUGUGGGUGGAGUCACCUAUUAUAACUACGCCCUUGACAAGAAUAUGACCCUGAAGGAGAACCUGGCAACAGAAUGCACCAAAACACAAGGACCCCGUUGCCCUAUUUUCGCAUCCAUUGUAAACGAUAAAAACUACACCAGCCUCUGGAAUACGAUCAAGGAAAUCUACGCUUCUAGCUCUUGGCAUGUUGACAACAAACUUGUAACUUGAUAGUUAUAUUUCAUUGAUAGUACCUUUAAAAACAAUUAACUAACAAUAUGUUGUUCCUUGUUGGCAAUAAAUAUCAAUUAAUAAUCAUAUCAAUGAUUAAGAUUCGUGCCUUUUGAGUCAAUACGAGAUCCACAUGCUGUGAAGAAGCAUAAUUUAUUCAGCGAUAAAAAAAAUACUCGCAUUUGAUUUGGCUAAUGAGAAGUUAUAGAUUUUAGAUGAACAUAUCAAAAGAAAUCUAUUUAGGAUUUAUUCGUUUGUUUCAUUUUCUACUUGUUCUUGUCACAGCAUUAAUUACUGAUUCUUCAUUGGAGAAAACAGGAAAAUACUGGACCUAUAAAAUGUAGGCCUAUUAAACAAAAUGAUAGGAUACAAUAUUCUGAAUAUUCUAAAUUUGCUAUUUUGAUGAUACAUAUGAAAAUUUUCCUACCUCCUCAUCACGCUUAAGUGGACAAGACUGUAUUAACAAGACGCAGGCCAUUGUGCUAACCGUACGUCUUGGGACCUGGGAAUGCUUUUGGUCCAUUCGAUGCUUGUAUAUGUGUCGAUAUUUGACUGAGCAAACUUCGCGCCCAGUCUGACUUAUUCAACCAAAGUUUAAAAUGUGAACAGUUGAAUAAAGUUUUUUGGCCAUUGAUCAUAGAAACUGCUGACGAUUUGUACGAAAUGUCAAGAGUCUUUUUUUUUGUUCGCAUACUUUGUAUUUAUAUUUGAUGUCUCUGAUUGUAUGUUCUCCUAUAGAGUAUUUAUUGAUCACUUAAAGUGUAUGCCUUCAUUACUUUUAUAUUAUUGUAUUAAAUAAAACCAACAUUAAUAAA